Molecule: messenger RNA, 1320 nt
Organism: Aspergillus terreus NIH2624
Lineage: Eukaryota; Fungi; Ascomycota; Eurotiomycetes; Eurotiales; Aspergillaceae
Exons: 3
Coding region: 1-1320 (439 amino acids)
Biological process (GO): ubiquitin-dependent endocytosis
Cellular component (GO): cytoplasm; cytosol
Molecular function (GO): protein-macromolecule adaptor activity; ubiquitin protein ligase binding
Source: RefSeq, a predicted model, not a curated record
AUGGCUCGGAGACGCGGUAGUCGUGAUAGAUCCGGCGACCCGGCUCUCGAUAUCAACAUUGCCGAGCCCGCUGUCUUCAUCCCAACCUACACCCAUAACCCGGCCGUCCUGAGAGGCUCCUGCACUCUGGUAUUGAAAGAGAGCUAUGCACUGAAGAAACUCACGGUGAACUUCCGCGGCGUAUCCCAUGUUCUGUGGCCACACGGCUUUCGCGACAAAAGGACCGUUACAAAUUGCAACUUCACUGUAUAUGAUCCCAAGGACUCCGACACGGGAGAGAGUCAAUGUACCAGCUGUGGUUCCCCCGAACCGAUGGACCCCGGGGUAAACCGUCCGCCCCGAAAACGAAGCAAGCUAUGGCAUGCAAUCACGAAUCGCUGCCCACCAGGCCCUAAAGAUUCUGCUGGAUCGGAACGUCGGCUGUUAUCUCCCGGUACUUACACGUAUAAUUUCGAGAUGAUCCUACCCUCUCACUUACCCGAAUCCAUCAAUGUUCGACGAAGCCAUGUGCAGUACAAUGUCCGCGCGUGCAUCGAGAGUCCCGGCAUGUGGAGUCGAAAGAUCACUCAAAAUAAAUCCAUCACCGCCGUUCAUUGUCCCGCAGAGGACUUCGUCGACGAUGCUGAGCCAGUCUAUGUCGCCCGGACCUGGCGAAAGCUCAUCCGGUGCGAAAUUAUCGUCUCCAGAAGAGGUGCAGCGCUGGGCCGCCACCUCCCUGUCGCAUUCGCGUUUUCCGAGCUGGCUAUGGCUAAAGUACGCGGCGUGCACAUCUAUCUGCUGGAAAACGUCCAAUACCUCCAGCGGAACGGCGUCGUAUCCUGCUGCGGCCCCUUUAAGAGGCUGCGCCUGUAUGAGACGAAGGAUGACUCGAUCCUGUCGGUAUUAGAUUCGCGGCGCAGCUCUGCCGAUGACGGUCGUCCGUCGGACGAGGAACGAGAUGAUUCCUCGGGGAAGGAGAAGCCAGACCAUGACCGGAUGGCGAAACCAACAGACAUGGACGGUACCACGAUCGAGGUGGAAUUGCCGCUUCCUGUCUGUCAGAUCCAUUCGACGGAUGCCGAUGGAGUCCAGAAGAACAGCAUGCAUUUCGACACGCGGUACAAGAAUGUGCAGGUGAACCACUGGCUGGAGUUUGUGUUCUUCGUGGCGAAGAAUGGCUUUUGUGACCCUGACGCUCCAAUCGUGCAAAAAUCCACCAAGAUCCCCUUCCUACUUCGCUCAUGUUAUGCUCACCAGGCCAAUGCGUCUCUCCCGGCGUAUACCCAAAGCCAGAGUGGAAAGCAGUCCUGCACAGAUUCCGUUGUUGAAUAUGUCGAAUAA